This is a messenger RNA of Physella acuta, 3847 nucleotides long. RefSeq names its product histone-arginine methyltransferase CARM1. Gene Ontology annotation, biological process: chromatin remodeling; peptidyl-arginine methylation, to asymmetrical-dimethyl arginine. Gene Ontology annotation, molecular function: histone H3R2 methyltransferase activity. The record is from RefSeq and is a predicted model, not a curated record. NCBI's taxonomy places the organism in Eukaryota, Metazoa, Mollusca, Gastropoda, Physidae.
ACACACAUUCGUCUUCACAAAGACCGUGUUGUUGUAAAACAAUCAGUCAUUUUCUUUUCAUUGUUUACACUUUUUACCAACUAUUUAUCACUCAAACAGUGGUAAAUAAUUUGCUCUAGGUGAUAAAUAGUUUGAAAAAAAUAUAUUGGACUAAAUGUUUGCUUGCUGUAAGAGGAAUAAUUAUUCUAUGUGCAUUAUUAAAUAGCCACAGAACAGCGAAGUAACCGCGCGCACUCAAAAUGGCGACGACGUUUGAAAACGUGCGAUUUGGAACUUACGGCGAGGAUGGAAAAUUAAGAGAGAUGGUUGAUCUUCCUCACAAGAUGGAAAUAACAGAAGAACAAGAAUCACUAGUUGUAAAUUUGUACAAUGGUAACAAUCGUACUAAUUGUGUGUUUAUUGGAAAAGAAACAGAAGUAGCUAGAAUUGGUAACAGUUCAUUGGUAGUAACAAAUGACAAUUCUUCAGUUCUUCUUGCAUUCCCUACAAUUCACAUGAUGAGAGCAUUCAGACAAAAACUUACCAAGUUAAAAGAAGGGAUGAAAUCUGUUUUUACAGAAAGAACUGAAGAAGCAUCUGCAGUACAGUAUUUUCAGUUCUAUGGGUACUUGUCACAGCAGCAAAACAUGAUGCAAGACUACAUUCGUACUUCAACAUAUCAACGAGCUAUGCUAGCUAAUAUAUCAGACUUUCAUGACAAGAUUGUCCUAGAUGUUGGUGCAGGCUCUGGAAUACUGUCUUUUUUUGCCAUUCAAGCUGGUGCAAAAAAAGUUUAUGCUAUAGAAGCAAGUAGCAUGGCACAGCAUUGUGAGACUCUGGUGCGGCAAAACAAUUUGAGUGACCGUAUUAUUGUUAUACCUGGGAAAGUAGAAGAAGUAGAUGUGCCAGAAGAAGUUGACACCAUCAUUUCAGAACCUAUGGGAUACAUGCUCUUUAAUGAGAGGAUGUUAGAGUCAUACUUACAUGCAAAAAAAUGGCUAAAACAAGAAGGUAGAAUGUUUCCUACACAGGGAGAUCUUCAUAUAGCACCAUUUACAGAUGAAGCUUUAUACAUGGAACAGUAUCAGAAGGCUAACUUUUGGUAUCAAGAAUCUUUUCAUGGUGUAAAUUUAACUUCAUUACGUUCUGCUGCUGUAGCUGAAUAUUUCAAACAACCCAUUGUUGACACAUUUGAUAUCCGUAUCUGCUUAGCCAAAUCAAAUAAGUAUGUUAUAGAUUUUCAGUCAGCUGAUGAAACAGACUUACAUGUUAUGGAGAUACCUUUAACUUUCACAAUGCUCCAAUCUGGCAUGGUACAUGGUCUUGCUUUCUGGUUUGAUUGUGGCUUCUUGGGUUCAGACUACUCUGUAUGGUUGAGUACUGCCCCUACUGAACCAUUAACUCACUGGUACCAAGUAAGGUGCCUUGUUCAAACACCAGUAUUGGUAAAGCAGGGACAAACUCUCACAGGAUUGGUCAAACUCACAAGUAACACCAGACAAAGCUACGAUGUUGAUAUUGAAUUGAAUAUUCCUGGCACCAACAAUAAAUCUGUCAACUGUCUUGACCUGAAAAACCCAUUCUUUCGUUACACUGGAACAGCUCCAGCUCCACCUCCAGGCUCAAAUCAAACAUCAGCUACUGAUUCAUACUGGAACAAUUUAAUGGCUUCAGGAGACACACAACAGCAGCAAACAUAUGUCAAUGGAUUUGUAAAUGGCAUUGUUGACGUAGGGCAGGUAUUAGUUCAGCAGCCCCAUUUACAACAGCAAGGUGUAGUUCAAGGAAAUCUCAUUGCAAUGUCUGAAGAGGUCAUUUCAAGGUCAGAAGCCCAGACAGCACCAAUAAAUCCAGGUAGUAUUCCUAGUGUGGGCAUAAUCACAUCCAAUGCCAAUGCUCAUCGCACAUCCAUCGGUGCUGGCAUAAGUCCCAUCAGCUUCUCCUCUCAGAAUGUUAUAACUGGUUCAACAAAUCAUUUCCCUGUUAGCAGUCAGUUCAUGAUUGGUGAUUAUGUGAUGCCAGGCAACUUGAUAAUACAGUCACCAAAGUCAGAAACGUAGCUCAAUUGUUUCAAAGGAUGACCAUGAUUUUUCCUUUUAACCUGAACUAUUGCAGUGAGAAACAGUGUUUCUAACUUUCCUUUAGGUUGAUUUGGUCAACAUAGUUAAUUGGUCAGUCUUAGCAUUGUAAUUGUAUAAAUGAUUUAUUCAAUGUUAUUGGUGCUCUUGUCAUUUGUAAAAUGUAUUAAUUAAAACAAUGUAAUAUGAAUUAAGCAUUUAAAACAUGUAGCUGAUGAUUUUUUUUUAUUAUAACCAAUAGCGCCAUGAGCAACUAUUGUUUGUAUUGUUUUUUAUCAAUGGUAAUGAUUAAUAAUUAAUGGUAUGAUUAAAAUGUAUUUUCUUAUUUUGUUUCAUCUGUAAAAUGUUAAUCCUUGUUUUGGCUGUUUUCUAAGUUAAGUUUUAACGCAACAGUUACUAAACAUGCUUUUUGAUUGAACAAAAGUGUUGAAUGGUUCCCUAAUUUUUAGACCAAUGAAGUCCUUUAUCAAAUAAACAUCUAAAGCUGACUAUUAGAGUAUGGGCUGUAUCAGCCUGGUUAGAUUUUGUUUGUCAUGCUGACAUUGUGAAACAAGACAUGCUGGACCACAAUAUUUGGUGUGUAAAUAUCACACUGAUGUUGUGACAAACAAUAUUGGUAAUUGGUCUAAUAAAUUUUAAACUAAUUUCCUUAUUGAGAUUACCUUUUCGUAGCAGUUUAUUGCUUAUUUUCUCAGUAAUUUGCCUUCAGUUAAUUUCAUUUUUUUAAAGUCAGGUGUAUGUAUAUUCUGCUUAGUAAAUUGUCAAUUUCAGUUUAUGAAAGUUAUCAAUCAAUUAAAGUAAUUACAGAUUUAAAACUAGUUUGUAUUUUAGAAUAGAAAAAGAAAAUACUAGAAUUUUAAUGUUAAUAAUAUCACUUUCAUUAGAGAUUCAUCCCUAUCUGAAAUUAAAAUUUAAUCACUUUUUAAGUGAAAAAAAUACUUUCUAUAACCAUCAGAAAAUAAAAGGGGAACAUUUUUUGUGCUACAAUUCAGUUUUUGACAUUUACAUAUUUUAUGAAUAUCUUUCUCUGUCUUUUUGAUUAAAAUAACACAAACAUAUGUGAUUUAACAUUUAAAUAGUAAAAAACUAUGAUUUGAAGCAAUUUAAUAUUUUAAUUGACAGCUUUAGGUAAUUUUAAAAUUUUGCUUAACCGUUGGCAGUCAGGCCAUAAGAAAGUUUUUACAAGUACAGCGAGUUAAAAGACUGCAUUUCUCUCAACUACACUUUAAAAAAAAAUUUGAUAACUAAACAAAAUCUUAGAUUAUUUUGUCUUAAUAGUAUAAUGCAUAAAUAGUAAAUGCAAAACAUUGAACAGAGAAAAAUGAAAAUAAAAAGCCUGAACUAUUAAAAAUCAUUUUGAAAACUAAAGAAAAUCAACAGAUUCAUUGACACUUUUUUGUAUAUAAAUUUUAACUAUAUUAGAAACCAAAAGAACUAACACAAUUUAACAGCAGUUUGAAUUAUUCCACUGGUAUCUUUAUAUCUCACUACCAGCAAGUUUUCAUUUAACUACUCAUUCUAUUAAAUGUACCAUACAAAGAUCAGUUCUUGGGCUGUACAGUAAGAACCUCAGGCACAUAGCUGUAAAGGGUUAAGCACAGCUAAAUCUAUUAAUUCACAUUUAUGCAACAAAAUUGAUUUUUUAAUUAAAGAUGGCGGACAAAAUGUUUUCUUUAACAUUAAAAAAAUACUUGUUUGGAUAUUCUGUUUUACUGUUUUUAAAAUACAUUUUCUUUUUUGAAAGUUUCUAUUUUAUUUCAUGUUAACUGCUGCAGUGUAUCUUGAUUUGC